GCGGGUAUACUGUAGUCGUCCUCAGUCGUCCAAAGUACUAUAACAGCGAAUUGAUACUGAAUCUUUAGACAGACAUGGUCUCAACUACACCCAACGGAUCAAUAACAACAAUUCAAGAAUACGUGGAAGAGAAGUGUGAUAUUUGUUGAUUAUUGGACAAAGAAAACACAGGUUUUAUCAAGUCUGUAUAAGCAAAUUUAAGGAAUAUAAGAAUUCAAAAACUAAAAAAUAAACCUGAUAAAUAAUAAAUAAUAAAUAAUGCACAAUCAAAUAUCAAUAAGAUAUAUUAAGAAUAAAGGUGUAAAUAUACAUAAUCCAAAAUGGUUUAAAUUUUUUCAAGAACAUAAUAAAUACUCAAACGAAAGUGAUAAUCAAAUAAAGCACUAUUUAAGAAAUUACAAAUUAUGCAUAAAGAAUGGGAAAAAUAUUAUAACUGAGGAGCUAAAAUUGAAAGAACUGUAUAAAAUAUUAAGCAAGAAAAUAAAACAGUCUAUAUAUAUUGAAAAAAGAUUAGAAAUUAUUUUCGAACUAACUAAUGAGGAAAAAAAUUAUUGGUUGACUGGUAUUCCAUUUAAAUUCCAUGAAGACAUAAUAGUAUUAUCCAAUAAAAAACAAUCCAUUAAUAAAUACAAACCAGUAUAUUAUGAAGAUAAUUUUAAAAAUAGAUAUACCCAAUUCAAAAUUAAAAACGAAUAUGGAGCUAAAGAUUUAUCAAGUUUUAUGGAUGAUGUAAAGAAACCUGUGCUAUCACUUAUUAAAAAAUGUUGACAAUACAUAAUGCCUUAAAAGUUAAUUUAUGUGUUAUUGGAAGCUAUGAAAAAGAUUGUACUAUGAAGAGUCCUGAAAUAGAAUCUAAAUACUUACAAACAACAAAUUAUGAAAUUUUUUUAGAAUCAAAUAUGGACGAAAUAUAUAUAAAUAUGAAUGAUAAAAUAUUAUAUGAACAUGAACGUGUAUCUGAUAACUUAGCAGGCUCUAAUUGGGUAUUACAAUCAAUUGACAUCCUUAAUAUUGCUAUUAAUAAAUAUGAUCCUAUUAGAGGUAGUACAUAUAUCAGAACCCCAGAUAAGAUAGCUAAUAAGAAAUCAACUGUAAAUGUAAAAAAUGAAGACAAUAAAUGUUUUUUAUGGUCAAUUUUAGCUCAUUUAUACCCACCUGGAAAUAAUCCACAAAGAGUAUACCAAUAUGAAAAAUAUAAAAAUAUAUUUAAUGAAGUUAAAAUCGAAUAUCCGAUGGCAGUUUAUAAAAUACCUGGAUUUGUAGACAAUGUAAAUAAAAAAAACUUAAUUGAAGGAGGUCUAUCUAUUAAUGUAUAUCAUCAUGAUGAAUUUUACAAAAUCAAUCCAUUAACUGUAACCAAAAAUGAAAAAAGAGUGCAUAUUGACUUAUUACUAUUAAAGAAUGAAGAUAACACACAUUAUAUUUUAAUCAAGAAAUUAUGGAGUUUAAUUAGAAAUCAAAUUACAAAAGAUCAUAAAAAAAGAUAUCUCUGUAGAAUGUGCUUAAAUAGCUUUCAAACUGAAUUAAAACUAUCAAAUCAUAAGAAUUAUUGUCAAUCAAAUAAAGUAGCAAGAAUUACUUUACCAUAUAAAAAUAAAAUUAUUAAAUUUAAAAAUUAUAACCAUAAAAUGAAAGUACCUUUUGUAAUUUAUGCAGAUUUUGAAAGCAUUAUAGCACAGAUAAACUAUAAAAAAGAAAAAUAUAGUACUAUUAAAAUUCAGAAACAUAUUGCAAUAAGUUUUGUUUACUUUAUUGUAUACGUCAAUAGUGAUAAUGAUUGGAAACAAUGCUCUUUAGAAUACUUUGGAGAAGAUUCUCCGGAAAUAAUAUAUAAAUAUUUAAAACAAGAUGCUAUACUUGCAUCUAAAAAAUAUUUGAAUAAAAUUAAGAAAAUUAAAGAACUGAAUGAAAUACAAAAAAAAGAAUAUGAUAAUGCAACAAUAUGCCAUAUUUGUGAAGAAAAAUUAUAUACUGAAGAUAAGGUUCGAGAUCAUGAUCAUUUAACGGGGUUAUAUAGAGGAGCUGCUCAUAAUAGGUGUAAUCUAAAUUAUAAAGUCCCAAAAUUUAUUCCUGUAUUCUUUCAUAAUUUUUCAGGAUAUGAUUCUCAUUUAUUAGUCAGAGAAUUAGGUAAUGAUACAGAUAAUAUAGACCUUUUACCAAAUAAUGAAGACAAUUAUAUUUCAUUUUCCAAAAAAAUACAGUAUUCUACAAAGAAUAUUGAACUUAGAUUUUUAGAUUCUUACAAAUUUUUAUCUAACUCACUUUCAGAAUUAGCCAAAAGUAUGAAAUUAUAUAAUUUUAAAAUUUUAAAGAAAUGGUUUCAGAAAGAAAUACCUGGUAAUUUAACUGAAUUACAAAAGGUAUAUUUAUUUAGAUUAUUAACUAAAAAAUUAGCUUUUCCAUAUGAUUAUAUGAAUUCUGUAGAUAAAUAUAAAGAAACAAAAUUACCUCCAAAAGAAUCUUUUUAUAACUUACUGAAUAAUAAACAUAUUAGUGAUGAUGAAUAUCAUUAUGCUACGGAAAUUUGGAAAUAUUUCAAUAUAAAAAAUUUAAAAGAAUUUAAUAUGUUAUAUAAUAUAAUAGAUGUAAUUUUACUAGCUGAUAUAAUGGAGUAUUUCAGAGAAAAAUCAUUAAAAACAUAUGGACUAGAUCCUGCUUGGUAUUAUACUACUCCAGGAUUUGCCUGGGAUUGUAUGCUUAAGACAACAGGACAAAAAAUCGAAUUGUUAACUGAUAUAGAUAUGUUAUUAAUGUUCGAAAGAGCCAAAAGGGGGUUUAUCUCAAUGUUCAAACAGAUAUAGUAAAGCAAAUAAUAAAUAUAUGGGAAAAAAAUUUAAUGAAAAUAAAGAAUCAACAUAUAUACAAUAUCUAGAUGCUAACAAUUUAUAUGGGGAUGCAAUGUCAAAACAUUUACCAUAUGGUGGGUUUAAGUGGGUAAAACCAAUAUAUUUUAACGCAAACAUUAUUUUAAAAAUGAAAGAUAAUCAGAAAAAAGGAUAUUUAUUUGAGG
Aphis gossypii (cotton aphid) is the source of this 3010-nucleotide messenger RNA. RefSeq lists its product as uncharacterized. The transcript is spliced from 2 exons. Lineage: Eukaryota; Metazoa; Arthropoda; Insecta; Hemiptera; Aphididae. The record is from RefSeq and is a predicted model, not a curated record. Bases 762 to 2801 code for a protein of 679 amino acids.